AAGUCGCUGAUGUGAAAUCCACAGCAAGCAAAUACCUACCGAGGAGCAGAGACGAAAAGGAAUAUCUUUAAUUGCUUUUUACACCCUUUGACACAGACCACUUCGGAUCAUUUGUUUGAAAGCCAUCAAACAGGAGGUUGAAAGGCAGCAAUCAUCUGCAUAAUUUGGUCUUACAUUCUCUCCCCUUUUACCUUUUUCCCGGGAAGAGGCGGACUUCCAGGUGCACCACUAUGUUGAACAAUAUGGAUUUGAACGCGAAAGAUUCUUUUUACCCCCAGUUUGAGAAUUGCAACAGUUCUUCCCUGGGAAUGGAAAACGGCGCGCGGAAGGACAACCAGGAGGUGUACGUCGAGGCGGAGCGGGGGGCACCUGCCCAGUUCGGCCACGAAGGAGCACCCGCAACCCUCAAAACCGAAGCGUCGAACUCGGAAUUUGCUUUUAACCCCUGCGAGUGCCCAAAAGACACAUACACCCCCUCCUCGCUCUCCUACUCCGGCAGCUUCUACGUGGAAGCAUCUCAGGGAGCGCCGUGCAGCACGGAAACACUCCUCAACAUGAUCACCGAGAUCGUCGGCAUCUCCACGCUGCCGCUGUCAGAGGUGCAGCAGAGCGGCAGCGGCCGCGGAACCUUCCCAUCGCCGGCGCCGAUGCACAGCGGCACUUUCGGGGACCCCAAGAGGCAAUCCUACACCCCCGGACCCACUCCUCCUGUAUAUUCCCCGAACCAGACGUGCCAGAGGUAUGCCGAUGAGCAGGCCGGCAGCCAAGCCCAGGACCCGUCCACUUCCCAGCUCAGCUUCGGGUCCCCCAGACCUCCGAGCCAGAAGAAGGCCGAACCCAAGUCCGAGGCCGCCUCGUUCCCCGUGGUGGUCAAGAACGAGUUCGAAAGCAGCUGCUACGAGUGGGGAACGUUUAACAAGUCCGAUUGUUUGGAGACGAGUUUCCACACGGAAACCUUCCCGAUGUCCAGUGACUUCCCCCCCGACCAGCAAAUGGACGUGAAGGAACUUUUAGACACGUUCCCCCCAAUCUGCCCCAACGCCGAGAUGGAGUUUAAGGUCGAAGGCGGGAUCAAGCAGGAGCCGUGUUUCCCCGACACCUGUUCCCAAAGCUACUCCAGCCCCCUGUACAAUAAUUACCUCCCACCGCCGCCCAUGGGCCUCUCCUCCAACCUCAAACCCUUCCCCGAACCCCAGCAGCCGUCCAACCAGUGCGAGUCCCUCUACACGUCCCCGGCGUUGCCGAGCACCAUAGACUCCAUCCUGUACUCUUCCUUGUUGCCAGAUUCCUUUGCGCAAAGUUACACCACCCGUGCGACGAAGCCGCCGAGGGCGAGGAAGAGCCCCGCCGCGUCCCACGGCCCGGCGAAGGAGAAGCCCUUCACGUGCCCCAUGGAGAGCUGCGACCGGCGCUUCUCGCGGUCGGACGAGCUCAACCGGCACAUCCGCAUCCACACGGGCCACAAGCCCUUCCAGUGCCGCAUCUGUUUGCGCAGCUUCAGCCGCAGCGACCACCUCACCACCCACACGAGGACUCACACCGGGGAGAAGCCGUUCUCCUGCGACGUGUGCGGUAAACGGUUUGCCCGCAGCGACGAGAGGAAACGGCACGGGCGCGUUCACCUGAAGCAGAAGGAGAAGAUGGAAAUAAAGCCACAGGUGACGGCCGGCGCGUGGCCGUUCACUCUUCCCGAGGGAAUAUGAAGACGCGGCCGCGCGCCCCCACGCAUCAGGAUCUUUUCCGUCUUGGAAGAUGAACCAGCUGACUACAAGUUGAUGUCUGAGUUGGUUUGACCCGCAAGCCAAUGCCUGACAUAUACGGUUUUUGCAAAUACUGCAGUUUUUGAGGAUCGGAGCUUUGGCCUUACUGCCAGCUGCUGACGCUGCUGACUUCAUGCAAAGAUGCAUACGUUGUAAAAGUCGGUAAACGGUGACUUGUUGCUGCCGCUAUAGUAGAGCCGUCCUCUCUGCUGCAGCAUCGCAUGACUGCUGUUCAGCACCUCUUCAUCUGGACAGCUCCAGCCUCCACCCGCCUCUGAGCCUGGACGGAUUGCACUUAUUAAUAUCUCCAUUUAAGAUUCUUAUUUUCUGCUUUUAGCAUUCCUAGAGCAAUGGUUUGGACUAUGUUUCUUAAAAUGCAUGUUUAUGUCAGUGUUCUUUUCCUUUACCUGGAAUAUCAACCACUGUCAUUGUACUCCUUCACAGUACAGUGAGGGCUAUUGGAUGAAUGUAGGCUAACAUACUUUUAUGGCUUCGACCAUCAAGGUGUCCAUCUUUGAUCAAAUUUAGUGUUUGUUUAACUUCUUAUCAUUUGGCUGUCGGUGUGUUUUGUCAUUGGUCUUUGUGUUGUGUUACAAUAGUUUGCAUUAAUACAAUUGUGAAAGAUAUAUCAUAAAUGGAAAUAAAUAUAUUUGUAUUACUGUAUUUCUUUGUAUUUUUAUAGAUAACUGAAUAUUUUACAUCUAUCACACUUGAGCGUCAUUUCUAAGGUGAAAUGUAUUCUGAGUCAUUUCUAAUGUCUUGGUUUUUGAGGGCUACUGUUUAGUAACACAAUAUUUUAAAUGUUACAAUUUAAUAUCAGAAACAUUUUCACAGGUCAUUCCGUUGUUGGUAUGAUAAGAGUUAUUUCAUUGAAGUGCUGAUCUAGAUUUGAAAAGGGACAUGAAUGUACACUAGUUGUGUUAUGGCUUUUCAACAGAAGUGGUUUUACAGUAUGUACAGAAGUAUAUUUAAUCACGCUAGAAAUGACUAGCAAAUCCUAUAAACAUUGCUUUUGAGUAAUCAGGUAGCACACAUUGCUGCGAGUUUCUGUGGACUUUACCUUGGUGAUGAAAGGGUGUUGACACCUUGUAUGUUUGGCUGGAGAUACUUUUCCUUGCUCACAAAAAGACAAUGUGGAGAGUUUGGUGAAAUUGUCACCGACAGGGUUCUGCAAAAAACGAAUUUAACUCGCCUUAAGUUAUAUUAACUGUCGAAGCAAAGAUUUUGUACAUAAACACUUUCUACAGUACUUUAAAUUAAUAUUGAUGUUGUUAUUUUUAUGAAAGAAAAUAUGAACAAAAUAAACAUUUUCUGGAAGCAUCAA
Molecule: messenger RNA, 3084 nt
Organism: Betta splendens (Siamese fighting fish)
Lineage: Eukaryota; Metazoa; Chordata; Actinopteri; Anabantiformes; Osphronemidae
Product: E3 SUMO-protein ligase EGR2
Exons: 2
Coding region: 231-1703 (490 amino acids)
Biological process (GO): regulation of transcription by RNA polymerase II
Molecular function (GO): RNA polymerase II cis-regulatory region sequence-specific DNA binding; DNA-binding transcription factor activity, RNA polymerase II-specific
Source: RefSeq, a predicted model, not a curated record